This is a messenger RNA of Triticum dicoccoides, 768 nucleotides long. RefSeq names its product putative transcription factor bHLH041. The record is from RefSeq and is a predicted model, not a curated record. The transcript is spliced from 4 exons. NCBI's taxonomy places the organism in Eukaryota, Viridiplantae, Streptophyta, Magnoliopsida, Poales, Poaceae. The annotation marks the transcript as partial. Gene Ontology annotation, molecular function: protein dimerization activity.
CCGUCCUUCGGCGCGAGGCGGAGGACGAAGCCGGCAUGCGGGCAGAAGAUGUUCAAGAAAUCCAUGUCCGUCCUGGUCAAGAUGCAAACGGCGAUGAGGUACAGCCACCAGCAGCACCACUUCCAGCAAGCGUCGGCGGAGGCCGAGCUUUCGUCGGUGAACCAGCUGCAGCACAUGAUCUCCGAACGCAAUCGCCGGGAGAAGGACCUCAACGACAGCUUCCUGGCUCUCAAGACCAUCCUUCCUCCCGGCUCCAAGAAAGACAAGACGUCUAUACUGAUCACCGCGAGGGAGUACGUGAACUCCCUCAAGUCCAAGGUAUGCGACCUCGAGGAGAAGAACAAGGCGCUCCAGGCGCAGCUGGCCGAGUGCGCCCGCGGCGCCGGGGUCGCAGAAGACGACGCCGAGAAGGUCGAAAUCCAAAUAACCAGAGCGGCGGCGGAUCGGGAAGAUGGGACGACUACGAGUGAGGUUUGCACCGUGAAGAUAGCGGCGAGGCCGGCGCAUGGCAACACGAUGGACGUGGUGCUCAGGACACUGCAGUGCCUCAAUGAUCAGAUGGGGAAAGACGACGUCAGCCUGGUGGCAAUGAGCACCAACGACGGCGACGGCCUCACCGGAGCAUUCCUGGCGAUGCAGCUCAAAUCAGCGUCCGGCGCCAAGUGGGAGGAGGAGGUGGUCAGGGAAGCCGUGGGGAAGGCCGUCGCGGCCCGCACGGGCGCCGACCGCCGUGGCGACGCCGCCGGCCGGUCUGGGCACGCUGAAUGA